This is a messenger RNA of Gaeumannomyces tritici R3-111a-1, 1272 nucleotides long. RefSeq lists its product as hypothetical. The transcript is spliced from 5 exons. Lineage: Eukaryota; Fungi; Ascomycota; Sordariomycetes; Magnaporthales; Magnaporthaceae. The record is from RefSeq and is a predicted model, not a curated record. The coding region runs from base 1 to 1272 and encodes 423 amino acids.
AUGUUUGAUUCGAACGCCAGAAUUUUGAAGACCGAGUGCCGGCCCGGGCUGAUGGCCCCGCGCGGUGAUACUAGCAAGUCACGGGCGAGCUUGGGGACUGUCGCCGCCCGGGCAGUCGAUGGGGAUUCCCCGAGCAUAUCUCCUCUAGUGCCAGCGCGGAGACGAGAUGACAACGUCGAAACGCCGACUUACCUCGAGCGCGUGAGACAACUGCCCGAGUCCCUCCCCCGACGGCUGCACGAGGCUGGCAAGGGGAGAGUGGCUUUGUGCAGGACGCCGGGGUGCUGGACUAAGCCAGGCGAGGUUGCCACCGACGUCGGCGAGGAGGACGAGGCCGUCGACGAUUUGGUCAUGAGCACGCCAGGCUCGGCAUCUCUUGGUCAGCUCGUCGCCAACGAAGUGUGCGAGCUGCGUGCACGGCAACUGCUGCGCUUUUACGAGCACUACCGGGAUGCAAACCCAAAGCCCCGCGUUUGUCAAGGCGAUGCCGCUCUCCAGACAAACACUCGCCAGGCCACCGAGGAGCUGCCAACGGCGCAAGCAGGCGGCGCGGACCCAGACCCCGAACCAGACUCGCAGCCAUCAAACGUCCCUCGUAACAGCAUAACCCCGGCGCUAGAGACAGUGCAAGACGCGCCCCAGCAGAUGCAGUCUGUGCCGGCCGCGGCCAGGAGCACCCUGCGGCCAGUCUCUGCUGCUGUCAAAAAGGGCCCAAACAAGACUCCUCCGCCGCAGGCGCGCUACAACACUCGAUCGGCAGCACGAGCCCAGCAGCUUCCAGCUUCGCCAGCCCCAAGCGAUGGGCGCGGGUGCCCACUCUCCGCAGGCACCAAUGCCUCUGCGGAACUUACUGCUCAGCCCGCGAUCCAGCAGCCGGCCCAUGAUCCGGCCGCGGCCCCGUCCACGCCAGCCGACCCGGCGCCGCAGGCGACAAUAAAAGGCGCCUUUCGUCGCAGUGCCAACAUGGGCCUAGCGCUACGUUUGGCGGCAGCACCAACAGUCAAAGGCUUGACCCAGGUCUUUGCGGCUACUGGGACCGAGACCGUCAGUGGCGCGUUAGCGUUGCCGAAACCGCUGACAAGAGUAGCCCCGGCAAGCACGGCGGCAGGCACAUCGGCAGGCACGGCGGCGCCUCCUGGGGUGGCAGCGAUGGCAGCACCUGCGGGCAGCUUUUUUUGCCUCUCCAAGGGGCCGCGGUCCUCUGUCGGCUUCCACGGCAGCAUCCCGCAACGCGCGGGGCGGCUCAGUCGGCGAGGUGACACCGGGCGCUAG